Molecule: messenger RNA, 910 nt
Organism: Lasiosphaeria miniovina
Lineage: Eukaryota; Fungi; Ascomycota; Sordariomycetes; Sordariales; Lasiosphaeriaceae
Exons: 3
Coding region: 289-630 (113 amino acids)
Source: RefSeq, a predicted model, not a curated record
CUCGCCUGAUUUUCUAGCGAUUCACACGUUUUAUCGUUUCUCUCUACAAUUGCCAGCAUCACCGCUCACAUCCUCCGCCGAAGCACGACUCCAGCAAAAUCAAUCAUUCAAAUUUCACCCAAGCUAUUACCGCCAACUUCCGCGAUCCAAGUUGACCCACAAGAAACGGACCCGAGCGAAAUCGGCACGUCUUUGCAAGGGCGACAGUCACCGCUCCGAUAGAAGACUCGGCAUCUCACAGAUCACACCCCAACAGAGCUGUCUGAGAAUUGACUCCCAUGAAAAGACAUGCAAUGGGGCCGCCUCUUUACCUGGUUAAGGUCUGGCGAUGCUGCGAAUGCGGAAAGUCUUCAUUCGACUACCACGAAGAUUACCACGAAGGCUACCACGACGACUGCCACGAAGGCUACCACGAAGACUGCAACAAGGCCCAAUGCAACAGCUGUGCCCCAGGCAAUACCCUCACUUGACUUGGCGUGGGAGCCGGUGCGGGACUACCUGAGCGCCCUGUUUCCGCAUGCAGCAGAAACGCUGGAGAACGAGUCCCACACAGAAUCUUACCAUGUCGUGUUUCUCCCGAGAGAGCUGACCAAGGACGAAGUAGCAGAGAUACUUGAGUUGAGGGGUUAGCGGAAUUGAAGUGAUCGAACUGUCUUUUUCGUUCUGAUCUGAUACAAAGUUUUCCCUAUUUUUAUGUAACAAGACAUCUUAUUUCAUUCUGUUGCACUUGAUCGAAGCUUACAGCCCUUUGAAUUGUCUAUCGAGGCUAGAAGAUGUGCUGGAGGCCAAACUUGGCUAGCCUGGACCAGGUACUGGUCCAUGCGCUACCAGCCUACCUAUCCCCUUACCAUAAAACUUUCGCCUUCGGGCAGAUAACUGAGAUUCCUCAAGCAAUCCACCACGUUUUCCA